Drosophila obscura is the source of this 1464-nucleotide messenger RNA. It is a transcript of the gene mRpL18, whose product is annotated as 39S ribosomal protein L18, mitochondrial. Gene Ontology annotation, molecular function: 5S rRNA binding; structural constituent of ribosome. Bases 823 to 1410 code for a protein of 195 amino acids. The transcript has 2 exons. Gene Ontology annotation, biological process: translation. NCBI's taxonomy places the organism in Eukaryota, Metazoa, Arthropoda, Insecta, Diptera, Drosophilidae. The record is from RefSeq and is a predicted model, not a curated record. Gene Ontology annotation, cellular component: ribosome; mitochondrion.
GGCAAAAGUGUUAAACUCAGCACGCUUCCACAUAAGAGGUUCACAAUGCGCACAUUGAGAUAAGACACGAAAGCUACAUAAGUCGGGCAUGAGGUAUGGCUUUUGAAUAGCGCGCCACUUGUUGACAUUGCUGUGCUGUGGUGUGGUGGAGGUGAGAUUCGGUACGAAACCAAUCAAUACCCUGUAAAUGCAAUAAUUCAAAAUGCUCCCUUGCCCCCACUUACCCUCGCCGACAAACCAAAGAUGCUUUGAUGAAGGCCAUUUGCAGACGCCAGUGGUACGUGCAUGCGUCCCCAAUAAAGCCUCCGCGUGGCACAUGCCGCAGCACUUCUCACGUGCCUGAAGCGGCACAGAUUCGUACACACCGCCAUCAACAUGAUGAAUACUACUUAUUACGAAUGUGAUAUGUUGAGCAGAUUUUUAAUUCUUGCACCGGUGCGCACUUUACAUAACCGUUUAUUUAUCCGAAUGAUACACUUGCAAAUUUUGGACUCGACUCUUCUGCUUCGCCAGCUCAGCUCCGCGUCUUCACCCUGGCCAACGGGCAUUCAGACCCGAACCCCCUGUGCGUACUGGGAGGGUAACAGAACAUUACAUGUGCGCAUGUUCGUGAGAAUUUGUAUUGCCAAAAGGGCCGGAAAAGCUGCCAAGGCCGAAAAAACCUAGAUAAAUUGGAAAUUAAAUAAAAAAAAACAAGGCCGAAUUUCAUGGUAACAGCUGUUCGAUUUUGCCAUUCGAAACAUUGUACAGCACUGGCGGGCGCAACCGGUGUUCAACACUGACGCAAUUUUGUGCAUUUGGAAACGAGACUAUUGAGCAAGGAUGUCUCGCAGUGCCCGCCCACUUACCUCAGCACGCGUGCUCCACAAGAUUAAGGCGCUGACCACCCCGCAAGGCAAUGAAGGAUUUGUGGUCAACCGGAAUCCCAGGAAUCUGGAAAGGCUGCGCAUUGCGUACAAGCCCAGCGGCUACCACUUGGAGAAACCAGGUCGUUCCUACUGGCACACGCUCGAGAUCAACACCAGCGGUCGUUAUGUCAGCGCCGACGUGAAGCACUACGAGAACGGCACCAUUCUGAGCGCCAGCACCGCCGAAUGGGCCAUCAAACAGCAGCUGUAUAAAACCAACGACACCUCGGCAUUUGUGAAUCUGGGUCGUGUCCUAGCACACCGCUGCCUCCAGUCGGGCAUCACCGAGAUGACGUGCAAUGUGGAUGCAGUGGCCGGCAGCAAACUUAACAAAAUGCUCCAAACCAUCCAGGACAAUGGGGUGUCAUUCAAGGAGCCCACACGAUUGGUGAACAACCAGCCCUGGGAUGCGUACCGACAUGAAAAGCCCUGGGAAGUUUCAGAGCAAUCAAUUCCUGCGACCCCCUUGAAAACAGUCGAAACCAAAUCAAAACAAAAGUGAAAAGCAUUUGGGUUUAGUUUUUGUAUCGUUGAGAAUAAACGUUCAUUUUGUUAU